This is a messenger RNA of Camelina sativa (false flax), 1088 nucleotides long. It is a transcript of the gene EXPA17, whose product is annotated as expansin A17. Gene Ontology annotation, biological process: plant-type cell wall organization. Lineage: Eukaryota; Viridiplantae; Streptophyta; Magnoliopsida; Brassicales; Brassicaceae. Gene Ontology annotation, cellular component: extracellular region. The record is from RefSeq and is a predicted model, not a curated record.
UACAAUCAUCAACCAAAAAGAAUCAAACCUUAAACACCUAAGAACUUUGAAGAAGAAAAAAUGACAAAGAUCUGCUCUCUUUUGGUCGCAGUGAUCUUCUCCAUGACGAUCAGCUCAGUUUCUGCUGGUUGGUUAAAGGCUCAUGCUACCUUCUAUGGCGGAAGUGAUGCUUCUGGUACAAUGGGUGGAGCUUGUGGUUAUGGAAACCUAUACACAGACGGUUACAAGACAAACACAGCGGCGUUAAGCACAGCACUGUUCAACGACGGCAAGUCAUGUGGUGGAUGUUACCAGAUCGUCUGCGACUCGACCAAAGUGCCACAAUGGUGUCUUAAAGGCAGAUCAAUCACAAUCACUGCCACAAACUUCUGUCCACCAAACUUUGCACAGGCAAGCGACAAUGGAGGAUGGUGCAACCCACCGAGACCUCACUUCGACAUGGCUCAGCCUGCGUUUCUCACCAUCGCCAAGUACAAAGCUGGAAUCGUCCCCAUUCUUUACAAAAGAGUUGGAUGCAGACGUAGCGGAGGGAUGAGAUUUACGAUGAACGGUAGGAACUAUUUCGAGCUUGUUCUCAUCUCAAACGUAGCAGGAGCUGGUGAGAUCUCUAAAGUUUGGAUCAAAGGAUCUAAGAGUAACAAGUGGGAGACAAUGUCAAGAAACUGGGGUGCUAAUUUUCAAAGCAACACUUACCUUAAUGGUCAAUCUCUAUCUUUCAAAGUUCAACUCAGCAAUGGAAGAAUCAAAGCAGCUCUUAACGUUGUUCCUUCGAACUGGCGGUUUGGUCAGAGUUUCAAGAGCAACAUCAACUUCUGAUAUCAAUAAUACUAACUAGGCCUAUACCUGGUUUAUGGGGUUUUUUUUAUCCAUGUUUUGUAACUUUUGUAUUUACUUUUCAUUGGGUGUUUUUGGCUUCCUCUGUUGCAUCAUCAUCGUCUGCCAUAAGUCGCUCGUUUUACAGCCUUAUGAUAUAGUCUUGCUCCAGAGAGUUUAUAAUCUGGAGAAGAUUUAAGCAGUGAUGAUUGUAUUUGUACAUUAAAGGAAGAAGAUGUUUUACUCUAUUAUAUAUAAAGGACAUUUUAAAACUA